Molecule: messenger RNA, 4701 nt
Organism: Morchella sextelata
Lineage: Eukaryota; Fungi; Ascomycota; Pezizomycetes; Pezizales; Morchellaceae
Exons: 4
Coding region: 1-4701 (1566 amino acids)
Biological process (GO): regulation of small GTPase mediated signal transduction; negative regulation of TOR signaling; positive regulation of GTPase activity
Cellular component (GO): cytoplasm; nucleus; TSC1-TSC2 complex
Molecular function (GO): GTPase activator activity
Source: RefSeq, a predicted model, not a curated record
AUGCCUUCAUCUUCUCAGAGUAACGUCGAUCCGCCACAGCUACAUGACUCGAACAAGCCAUCUUCCAGUAUCGCGAAUGUAUUCCGGAGUUUCGGUGGACGUCUGAAUCGUACUGGUUUCUCCAUCCCUCCAUCACCAGCUGCACCAAUAACUAGUAAUGGACACCGUUCGAGCUUGUACGGGGAAUACUUCGGGGAAGAUGCUGUCACUAGCGGGCAGGUUCUGGUUGACAGACUGAAGGCUAGCAAUCCCCUGAGUGAUCGUGUAGCAGCGGCAGAGGCGUUAAGAACGAUAAUUGCGGAUUACCCGGUUUCAACUGUAACGGAAAUCUGGGCAAAUGCCCAGGACCUACUAGACGCCGAUAAUCCACCUGAGGUUCGGCAAGCAGCUUUCAAACUCCUCUCGGCAUGUAUCCAGCAGCAUGAACCUUCACCACUAGAUCGACUCAAGAUUUACCGUACCAUAGCACUCCAUGUUUGCAUGGAUGACUUCUAUCAUCAGUUACAGGCACUGACUGCGCUCACCAAUGGAGGAAGGGAUGUGUCUACGUUUCACAAGGACCUGGUUUCUCUGUUGUCCAAAUGGUUGAAGAACUGGUUCAAGGAAGCUACUGGGGAACGAUCGAUCCGCAAGCGGGACGGAGGUAAUCCAGAGAAUAUGUCAGGUGCGGAAUUUAACUUGAGGGAAUUGUUUCAAUUCACCACUCAAGUCAUCAAAUUCAACUUUAAAUCGUUUGAGGAGCGUGAAAUAAACCAGCUACUCUUGGACGUCCUUCAAAUAUGCAAAAAGACAACGCAUAAAAAGGACAUCGAAUGUUCUAUUGGCGUUAUCGAGGCUCUCAUCACUUAUGGCUACGUCCCACGUGCUGCACUCAAAUCUUGUAUAGAGGUACUGUGUGGUGCUUAUGCCACACUAAGAGAUCUUGCCGAUGCUACCUGGAAUGCCGUCAGUAACCUCUGCAAGAGUUAUAUGGCUCAUAAUUCAGUUCUGGUUCUGCUUGAAAUUCUCGAGACGCCCGCCAAAAAUCUUGUUACCAGCUCUGCUAAUGCAAACACGAACACUCUCAAAGGUGCUGUCUGGUUUCUAGAGAAACUUUUAAUAGCGGACGAGCAAGAUGGGCUUCCUCCAGUGCAAUUUCCUAUUGUCAUGUCAGCAUUCCGAUCAGCGCUUGCCGCUGAUAGCGCACGCUUGGAGUUAGAAAUCUGCAGAGCCAUUAGUGCUAUUCUUGCUAGUAAAGACGUCGUUUCGCAAAUCUCCUUCGACGAAUGGGCAGUGCCUUUGGAUAUAUUAGUGGCCUGCUCAAACAGAACGACAGAACGAGCAGACGGGACGGUGAUAGAAGCCCGUGCAGGUGCAGAUGAGACCUCUUCGCGCCCACAGAAAACCGAGCACGGCGGAUUGAACGCCGCUAUAGCACAUGCCAUCUUACAGGUCAUAACUCAGUUGGAGAUUGCGUGCCGCAACCCCGAGUUCGAACAGACAGAUGAAGUAGUUGAUUUUUUCGUUCGUGUUCACGAACACCUACCAAACUCGGCAGCGGAGUACGUUAUCAAUCACUAUGCCACAGAACACCUUUGCUAUCCAUCGUGUGGUGAAUGGAUAGAAAACUGCAGAAAAUUGCUUGAUAUAUUCUUCAAGGCCCGAUCAAGACCAACAGCAAUGCGGAUUAGUGUUCUAUCUUUGAUCAAGGAUGUUUAUGAGACUACAAGAGAGUUAUGCGAGGAAGACAUUUUACGGUCAUUGGUUCUUUCUAUUUUUGAAGAUUUCCGGAAUGAGGGUGAUUUGAAGGUCUUGGAAGCAUUAGUUAAGUUGGCAGUAGAUGUUGCAGGGGAUAGCAACAUAGAUCUAUUCAAUGUAUGUCUCGAUAUAUUGGUGGAUUAUAUUGGACCGGAGGAGCCCGUGAAUGAUCAGUCUAUACCAGAGGAGGACGAGGAAAAUGAAAAUCAGACAGCACCGAAGAACUCCUCCGAUCGACCCAAGCCUGCGGUGAUUCCACACUCCCAGCAACAUCACCACCACCUUACUUCCCCGGUCAACAUCGUCACUCGAGGAUUAGUAAGGAUAUUUAUGAGAAGCAUGAAUGUCGAUGCUCUAAAGACGGCUCGGACAUACGAGGAAAUUAUUCAGAUCGUAGGAUCUAAAACGAUAGAUGCCGAUGCACGAUUAACAGCUAUGAAGCUUUUAUUCAGAAUCAGAUCUGACUCAGAGAAUGCUAUCUUCUUAGUCGAAUCAACGGAGUCAGAAAACUUAGCAGCGGUAUUUCACAGAAUCACAAAGAUCCCGGACGAAACGCCGGCUCCUUCGAAGCCUGAGGAGGACUCAUCGUCGACAUCUUCGAGAUCAAACAGAAGUAACUCGAUAUCCCAAACAUCGCAACAGACAUUUCUAUUUAGAAGUCCGAGCCGACCGGUUGUGGAAAAGUAUGACCGCGCCAAACGAAAGUCACCGAUCUGGGCAUACCCUGAGACGAAGGCGCUUCCAGAGAAGCCUUCGUAUGAAGCAAGCCCAAUUCUAUGCACAUUUUACGACCCACCGAAGGACUAUCCAGUACAAGAAGGGCCGUCACUGGAUCCAAAGACUUGCAUCAGAAUGUCGUUAUGGAUGGAGCAAGUGAUUCCGAUUAUGCAGCAAGGUUGUGACUGGGAAAUAUACAGCUACGUCUUGGUUCACCUAAGCUCCCAGCUUGCCAAUAAGACAGCAUUCCGAAACUGUAAAGCGCAUAUCAACAUGCUGAGAAGUUAUAUUUGUCAUCAGUUACAUACAGAUAAAAUUCCUAACACGGACCUUCCGGAAGAGGUUAAGAAGGCCGAUAUUGCUAUAGCUCUCAUCAACAUACUCACGACUUUGGUCAGCUACAAGCAACACUUUGCCAAAAAUGAGACUGAAGGAAUUGUUAAGGCUUUUCAAUUGGGGCUCUACAAAUGGCAAAGAACCGCCAAACCAUGUAUCCACGCUCUAUCGAUAUGCUGCUAUGAACUACCAGGAUCAACAAGCAAGUUCCUACCAGGUAUCCUAACAAAGCUCUCCCAGAUUAUCACCUCCUCCGCCGUCAGUGUACAUAUCUUGGAGUUUCUGUUGGCAUUGGCGAAGCUACCUACUCUGUAUAGUAAUUUUACAGAACCCGACUUCCGGAAUAUCUUUGGUAUUGCUUUCCGUUACAUCCAACAUACAAAAGAGAGUACUGCCUCAGGGCCAACGAGGGCGAUGCAAUCCCAGCCCGAGACUGAACCAAGUCUACCUCAAUACGUCCUCACGCUUGCUUACAACGUAUUGACAACAUGGUUUUUAUCGUUGAGGUUGAGUGAGCGGCCAAAGUACGUGUCCUGGAUCACCAGGGGGCUGGUCUUGCAUGCCGAGAGCAAUACAGUCGACGAGCAAAGCCAAGCGUGUAUGGAUAUGUUGCAAAGGUUCACCUUUAGCGAUUUUGACUUGAAACCCCCUGCAAAAAUUGGCAAGGAUGCAGCGAUAGUUACGAAGAAUUGGUUGGUCGGAGGAAGUAUCAUAACUGUGCAUAUGACGACGGAGACUGGUGUAGCAAGGCUCGUUGUUAGAAGACCAUCUGGUACAAGCUACUACAGUAUGAAGCCGGAAUCAAGGGAUUUACACAGUACUCUACAAUCGAAAUGGGUCAACAUUCUUGACACGAAGCCAAGCUCUCCAAGCGAAAAUAAUCCUCUGGAAACAAACACGCAACCGGAUAAAAUUCUACCUAGUCAUGUAUUGUUGCAGCUGGCUGGAGGUAUAGGAACAACCGAGAUGACUAGGCCAGUACUGCUCCCGGAGGACGAUAAAACCACUAGAGCGUUGGACGUUUUUGAUAGGAUACCAGUUGUCGAUUUUCAUAAGAUUGGUGUGGUUUACGCCGGCCCUGGACAGUCUACGGAACUUGAUAUCCUGACAAACCAAAUGGGAUCACCCGAUUAUACUGACUUUGUAGACGGACUGGGAGAACUCAUUACCCUCAAGGGCACAGACCGAAAUACCGGGGGUCUUGAUCGCGAAAAUGAUUUAGACGGCCAAUUUGCAUAUUUCUGGAGCGACAGAAUCACGGAGAUUGUGUUUCAUGUAACUACCAUGAUGCCAACAUUGGCAGAAGAUCCCCAGUGUACCAUGAAGAAACGUCACAUCGGUAAUGAUUUCGUCAACAUCGUUUUUAACAACUCUGGUCUUCCCUGGCGCUUUGGAACAAUACCCUCCCAGUUCAAUUUUGUCAGUAUUGAUAAAAAAUAUUACAGAGUCCAGGUCUGCCGCAAAGAAGGAUUCUCGGAUAUCAGCCCGGCACAAGAGACGAAAAUUGUCUCAGAUCUGUCACUCCCGGCUUUUGUAAGGAAUCUGGCGUUGAGUGCGAGCGUCUAUUCGCAUGUUUACAAUGAGGGUGGCGGAGAACAUAUCUCCAACUGGAGACAUCGGCUGCGGAAUAUUAGUCGGUUGCGUGAGAGGACUGCUACGGGCGGUUUGAGUAAUGGGGGAAGUGUCGGGGGCGGGGGAGUUGGUGGAAGCGGCGGAAACGGUGCCAUAGGUGGAGCAGCCAGUCCUCCUACCAUGCCAAGCUCCAGGAGAGUCUCAACUAUGAGUGGACAAACAAGUUUGGCGGAUCAUGGUUACAGCAGAAACUCUGUACAGCUAAAUGGUGCUGAUCUGGAAAAGGAUCUGGAGACAGAGGAUCUUUUGAUGAGUUUGGACUUUAGUAGGUUCACAUGA